This is a messenger RNA of Phasianus colchicus (ring-necked pheasant), 1326 nucleotides long. Lineage: Eukaryota; Metazoa; Chordata; Aves; Galliformes; Phasianidae. The record is from RefSeq and is a predicted model, not a curated record.
UGUUUACUGUUACAAAUACAGACAGUCCUGUACACAGAAGUGAAGCAGAAAGCUUGCAGUUGAGAUACGGAAGGGUGAGCAUCUCCUCUUUGCAGGCAAAGCAAAUGCUGUGAGGGCUAGGGAAGGGCCGGGUGGCCCCGUAGCGUCCAGUAGCACUACGAGGUGGAACGAGUGCCGAGCGCUCCCGACCCCUACCUGCCCGAGAACGGCAAAAGCGGGUGGAGAAUGCAGAGCAACCCCCCCGCCCCGGCCCCACUCCGCACCCGGGAAAUCCCCACACAGCUACGGUACCGAGAGAAUAAAAGCAAUGGGGACAGCGGAGCGGCACAGCCAGCGCCCGGAGUGACCAACCGACAGCCCCAGCCAUGAGCGCACGUCUCCUCCUCCCGCUGCUCUUAUCCGCCGUCGUCGCGUCCUGCUGGGGUGCGCCGCCGGCCGGAGAGCUACGCUGCCGCUGCGUGCGGGCCGUAGCCGAGCGCAUCCCGCCGCGACACUUGGUCCAGGUGGAGCUCAUCCCCGAGGGGCCGCACUGCGCCGUACCAGAAGUCAUAGCCACGACGAAGCAGGGCCACACGCUGUGCCUCAGCCCUUCGGUACCGUGGGUGAAGCUGCUCGUCGCCAGGUUCCUCAGCAGGUAUCUAACGCGGGGCCCCGCCUGCUUCCAGAGCCGUGGCGGCCGGGGCCGCAGCGCUGAGCACCCGCUCUCUGCUUGCAGCGCUGCGAAGCGGACCUGAGCUUGGCGGGACGCGGCCGGCCCUUGUGGAGCAUCCUAACGGAGCACCUUCGUGCCCGGGGGUCUGAGCGCGCAGUUUGACUGCUGCAACAGGGAAGAACUGCCUGCAGUUUGGACGUUGAAAAGCACGGCCCUCAAGUUUUGUCCUCUUUUCUGCUUUGAAAGCCUUGCUUUCAGGGUGUAGUGCAGGAGAAGACUUAUGGAGAUUAUCCUGAAUUCUUUCAGUGGAAAAGCUUUGCCUGGCCUCCAGCAUCGGCAAGCCACUGGUGGGGCUCCUCAGGCACAUUAUGUUAUCUUAUAUGGCAUAAUGUCAUAACUUAUAUGAAACUAUGUAUGUAGCAGCCAUUGAACUGAUGAGUGUUUUAUUAUAGUCCAGAUUCCUUUUUGAAACUGUAUGUAUGCAGUUCCCCCGCUCUUCAUAUUUCUGCAGAAAACUUAACAAGAGGAAUCCAAUCCACUUCUAAAUACUGGUCAUUAACUGUCAUCAAGGUGGGUCCACCACAUGAUUUCUAUAGAGAUGUGUCCUGUAGUUAUUUAUGUGCACUUACUGUGUAGAAACAUCAGCACACAACGGAACAAGUGUAAAAAAAAAA